AUGACUCAGCAGUUUUUGAGCUUGCAGCAAGAUACGCCAGAGACUGAGCGAGAGACCAUAAAAAAGUAUAUACAGAGAAUCAGUCCCGAUGCCUUCGGAAAGCACCCUCCCAUAAACAUCAAAUUCUCUCAAAGCUAUCCGUCAAAUUUCUACAUGGCUGGUAUCGAGAACAUUUUACCAUAA
This is a messenger RNA of Paracoccidioides lutzii Pb01, 183 nucleotides long. RefSeq lists its product as hypothetical. The record is from RefSeq and is a predicted model, not a curated record. The transcript is spliced from 2 exons. Bases 1 to 183 code for a protein of 60 amino acids.